This is a messenger RNA of Punctularia strigosozonata HHB-11173 SS5, 387 nucleotides long. RefSeq lists its product as uncharacterized. The transcript is spliced from 2 exons. The coding region runs from base 1 to 387 and encodes 128 amino acids. Lineage: Eukaryota; Fungi; Basidiomycota; Agaricomycetes; Corticiales; Punctulariaceae. The record is from RefSeq and is a predicted model, not a curated record.
AUGAAGAUCCCGAUAUGCGAGUGUAUGUCUGCGGCAAGACGUCUACUGGCUCAUGGUCUAUUCCCUUGCGCGCCUCAAGCACCCUCGGUAGCGUUCGAUAUGAACAUGCUGGAACUCGUGGCUACCCUCUUUGUGAACAUCUCGCCGAAUGUUACGGCUUUAGCCGCUACGUUAGAGUCCUUCUUGAGUGUACGACAAUACAAGGUUACGUCGAGGGACUCACUGCGAAGGCGAUUCGGUAACUCCCUCACUUGGUACAACUACUUGAUUGACACGGUACGGCACCGGACAUCAGAAGCGGUGGAACGGUCAAGGCAUGCCCUCUCGGAUCCGAGAAAGUGUGCGGCCGGAGAACCCAAGAGUGUGUUCAGUUUGUGUUCGCAAUAA